AGCCAGCUCCCGUUCUCUGUGCACCCAGAUGAGCAACCGGCUGGUGCAUGGUCCGCGAUGGCGAGCCCGACUGAUACCACCUUCGGCCCAAACUCGGGCUUCGACUUUCAGUUGAACGCUAUGGGGGCGGUGGACUCGGUUCUUGCUGCCCCUUUGCCCCUGCCUACGCACGGGUUCUUCGCAGCGGCUGAAGUUAGAAGACUUAGCACUCCUGAUACGAGGAGAUUGAGUGUCAUCUCGACUGGAACUGCCGUCUCCAGUGCGAGCUCGGUCAAGAGCGCGAACACCGGAACAUUUGGGAACUACACAACAAAGGGCGACGGCAACACGAGCACUCCGCCUACGCACCGCGGUCUUAGGCACAAGACAAGCAUGCAGGCCCUGCCCGAGCAGAAGCCUAUGCCAACGGCGACGACACUGCCAGCACUCCCUGCAGUGCCUUUGAGCCUGAACCCCAGCGUCGCUGGCUCAAAUAAGCGUAAAUCAAAGAACGCAAGCCGCGCGCCGUCUUCGGCAUCGACGAGCCGCGUUCCCCUCCCACGCCAACAUUCCAACGAAGGACGACGCGAGAGACCAGUUUCCUGGGUUUCCGUGACGAGCGACUCAUCCGGUACCGGUUCCGGUCGCCGUCCAAGUUCGUGGUUUGUGAACAACAAUGGAAUGACGCCGUUGCCGCCUGGUGUGCAGCUUGACAGAAGAGGGAGUAUAUUGGGUGCGCCGACGCCGCCGCCGGUUGGGCCGUUACCGCCUCCCCCUCCAAGUAAGAUGAGAACUGUUGAGAGCAGAGAAGAGUAGAGAAUGAUAGUAUACACAAGAUAUAUACGAUGAAGAUGUGGGAAGGGUAGGGUAUUGGUAAUUCUGGCAUUAGUAAGGACACUGGACAUGGCGCGAUUUUCUUACAUAUAGGGUAUACUUCUUAGUAUCAGCUGAUCAGUGAAUAAUAAGAGAAAGAGAGGAUACGAUUGAACUAC
This is a messenger RNA of Saitoella complicata NRRL Y-17804, 971 nucleotides long. RefSeq lists its product as uncharacterized. NCBI's taxonomy places the organism in Eukaryota, Fungi, Ascomycota, Saitoellomycetes, Saitoellales, Saitoellaceae. The transcript has a single exon. Bases 58 to 795 code for a protein of 245 amino acids. The record is from RefSeq and is a predicted model, not a curated record.